Messenger RNA from Ciona intestinalis (vase tunicate), 2987 nucleotides. Lineage: Eukaryota; Metazoa; Chordata; Ascidiacea; Phlebobranchia; Cionidae. The record is from RefSeq and is a predicted model, not a curated record.
GCCCUAUGGAAUGAAUAAUAGCUUGUCAAAACUAGAUUUUCAGUAUAAACCUAACUCAACUGGUAUAGCCAGUGUAACAGCAUGUAAGAAAACAGCAUUUGUGUGUGACAUUAUUUUUUCACAAUGAGCUCUUUAAGUGAUGGUGGAAGCAACAACAUACGCCCACCAUCAAGAAUGAGACGAGACAAAUCUCGUUCAAGUUCAAAAUUAAAAUGGAACAAUGUACCUACCAAUGACAAUGGUCCAAUACAAACACCAUCUUUAAAAGUUGAAGAUUAUGAGCCUGGAUAUGCUCUAAGGAGGAUUGCUUUGCUGUAUGAGAGCAACAAGAAUGAAGAAGUUGCUUCACUGAUCAAGGAUCUCUCGAAAUCCUCUUUAAGCAAGAUCUACCCAGAUUUUCCCAUUGACCUUUUUAUAGAGGGAAUUCCUCAUACACUGUGUAUCAUUAAUGCAUUAUAUUCAAGAGUGUUUAUGGAGAGGCCGCAAAAAUUUCCUCUGGAUAAACUUCCUCUUGGUACUUUAGUGAUGCAGAUUGUAAAGCUUUAUGCUCGAAGUUUGACGACAGACUUGCCAAAAGUUCCAAACUGGGAUAGCCAGGAGUCACAAUGCAAAAAUCUUUUAAAGAUUGCUGGCUUCAUUGACGGAGUGGGAAUUUUAAAAAUGCUUCGCCACCGAAGACGUUGUUUAGAACGAGCACUUGAGGGCCUAGGAGAGCACGGUGCAGUUUCUGUUGAGACUUCUCCAAUCGGUGAAGAAGAAGUGAAAUCAGAGAUGAUGUCAUUGCCCUCUGCUCUCAGAACUGAGCUCGACAGAAUGAUACUAAACUGUAAAUUCUCGUCGCAAAAACUUAACCGGACAAACCGGGCUCUUUCAGAGCGUGAUCAAGACACAUCACCAACAUCUCGGAAGAGCCUUUUUUCCCCAGAUCCGAUUAAAAGUGAUAAGUUAAAUUCCUCGUUUGAGCUUCCUUCUGAGUGCAACCACCAGCGGUUAAUGAAGUAUACAUCUACUGAUAUACAGGAGCGUUUAUACAAGAACAAAGCAAUCCUUAACAUUAUUGAACCUACAAUGAACUACGCACAGUUGCCAAGACUGGUCUCAAUCAUGCAAGACAGAAUAGAAAGAGACAAAGACUUGCUUCUCACAUUUUCACAACUUCGCAAAGAAAUAAUUUCAGUUCCUGUUGAUGCAAAACUUGCCCCAGCCCUUAAUCAUUAUUCCCAAGCUUUCAAUGCUGUUAUUAAUGCAUUAAAAGAGUUUGUACCUGAUGAUCCUGGUACGCCUGAAACAUUUUCAACAAGUGGCUUUCGAAGUGAUUCAGAAUCAAACAUAAGUCCAAACAAAUCCAAAACCUCCUCAAAAGGCUCUCCUAGCCAUAACGGUUCCUCAGGGGAUCUUGAAACAAAGAACACACCAAACCCCUCUCCUAAUGGUCCAGAAGCAGGCAACCGUUCGUUGAAACAACCUCAAAUAUUCGAAGCUGUUGCUUUACAUCGGAAGGAAUGUGAUCGACUUCGUCAUGAGCUACAUAAAGCUCAGAAAGCAAUCACAAAACUUCGUUUACGGGAAAAUGAGUUGGUUGAAAGAUUAUCAAGCCAAGCCAAGCGCUCGUUCGACGGCGGUAGUGGGACCUUCGAAGACCUUAGCAAUGGAGCUUCACGGCCAAGUGAACUUGCUCGCUCAUUUAGAAGCUUGUAUAGUGAUGGAAGGCUACAGGCAAUGGAUGCACUCGACAGGGAAUGGAAGACAGAUAACAGCGAUAAUAUAAAAGCAAAGUUGCUCUUCUCUGUCAUGGUGUUGAGUUUCCGAUCGGCAAGUGACACGCUUGACCGCAUUCGACAUUGUCUACAUGACAUCAUGUGUUCGUCCUCCGUAGCCGUUGUUCCUAAACAUGAAGCAGCGGUGCGCGAAGUCGAAAAUACAUUCAAUGCUUACUUGAGAAGAACGACACAAAAUUACGAUCUUUCUAAUAAUGUACAGGAAGUCAUAAACCAAGUGAGCCAGGCAUUAUACGACCGUCCUGGUCUGUCCGAGUCGUGCGCUCUGCGUGUUUAUGUAACAGAAUGCAUCCACCUAUCGUGGUCAAUAGCUGUCCAAACACCACCGCUGUUUCUCGAGUAUGAUUGCCAGUCAUUUGACAGCAUGCGGCAUGAACGUUUCCACACAUCUGACAGGGAAUCCGGCGCUAUUCUAUCCUACCUCUGGCCCUCUCUGCUUGAGAAGCAGUCUGGGCGUUGUGUGUGCAAAGGUGUGGUGAUCACUGGUGUGUAAUCUCACCCCUGCAGUGGCUCCAGCUAAAGAAAAAUUUUGGAUCUGUAACACAUUUUAAUUUUUUUGUACCUUUUCAACACAAAAUUCAAAACUGUGUUUUAAAAUUCAGAAAUAAACAAGUUAUUAUUUGUGUCUAAUAAGAUUAUUUAUAUAACCUUUGUAUUUGUAUAUAUUUUGUAUUGUACAUAUUAGAAUUAAUUAUUUUUGUGUCUCAACAAGGGUCUGCGAAAAACAUUGCCAACUUUGUACAUAUUGUAUAUAAGCAGCGUUUUUUAAAACCACUUUUGUAAAUAGCAUAUUUUUCUUAUAAAAUACGCCUUUCUCUUCUAUAUGCUACCAAUAUAUAAUUAAAUAUGAUUUAAUUUAGCUGGCCAAACAGACCAAUUCAAAAGUGUAUUAAUUCCAUGUAUUAAUUCUACCUUCAUUAUCACAUCCUAAUAGUAAGAUUUUCCAACACCAUGAUUAUUUAUUUACUGGUUCAAAUAUUUGUUACUGUCAUUAUGUUUUACUGUUUACAUGAAGUUAUUUUUUAUUAAGACAUUUUUAAUCUAUAAUAUCCCACUGAAUUGUAUUUUUUAUCACUGUAUAAAUUAAUUUGCACACUGUUUAAUCAGUCAGCUUUAAUUUUUGUUAAUUCUUACCUUUUAAGCUCACUGAAGCAAAUUUCUUGUAUAAAAGUCUUCAAAAGGUGAACAAAUAAAUUACUGAAACAAUUA